AUGGUGGGGGCUUUGGAGUUGGAGGAGGGUGGUGGUGGUGGUUCAGGCCAUGGUGGGGGCUUUGGAGUUGGAGGAGGGGUAAGUGGCAGAAUUGGUGGUUCUGCUGAAGGAGGUGGAAGUGGGGGAGGAGGAAGAGGAGGCGGGGGUGGAGUAGGUGGAGCCUCUGGCCACGGAGGUGAAUUUGGAACAGGUGGUGGAAUAGGAGGUGGGGCUGCAGGAGGUGGUGGAAGAGGAGGAGGAAGAGGAGGUAGUGGUGGUGGCGGUGGGCUAAGUGGUGGGUCUGGUCAUGGUGGAGGUUUUGGAGUUGGUGGUGGUGCAAAUGGUGAUCGAGGCGUAGGCAGUCAUGGUGGAGGAUUCGGAGUUGGAAUUGGAAUUGGUGUUGGAGUUGGAGUUAGAGUUGGUGUUGGUGCUGGCGCUGGCGCUGGCCAAGGCUCAAGCAUUGGUUCUGGUGGCAGUGGAGGUGGUGGUGGCAGAACAUGA
Molecule: messenger RNA, 480 nt
Organism: Theobroma cacao (cacao)
Lineage: Eukaryota; Viridiplantae; Streptophyta; Magnoliopsida; Malvales; Malvaceae
Source: RefSeq, a predicted model, not a curated record